AUGACAAUACAUAAUCCAACACCUUUUAUGAAUCUAGUAGCCUCUUACCUCCAACAAUCAUCUAACUUAAUAGCUCAACCCACUAUCCCGGACCCUGUCGGAGAACCGAUAAAGAAAUUAACUUCUUUAAUGGAAGAAUUAGUAGUGUCGUUAAAAAGUAAUUCCAGAGGAAAUCAACAACAAAAUCGGAAUAAUACGCCAUUCUGUGGAAAUCGUGCACAGAUCACAUGUUUCGCCUGUAGACAGCCGGGACAUAUUGCCUCUGAAUGUCUUAUAGUGAUAAAUAACAAUAAUAAUAAUCAACAACCUUAUGGAACGGAAGGACAAAGAAAGUCAACGAAGAACUCGAGACUUGCAUG
This is a messenger RNA of Racocetra persica, 359 nucleotides long. The record is from the annotation of a GenBank genome assembly. NCBI's taxonomy places the organism in Eukaryota, Fungi, Glomeromycota, Glomeromycetes, Diversisporales, Gigasporaceae.